Messenger RNA from Coregonus clupeaformis (lake whitefish), 903 nucleotides. RefSeq names its product histone H2A-like. Gene Ontology annotation, molecular function: protein heterodimerization activity; DNA binding; structural constituent of chromatin. The transcript has a single exon. The record is from RefSeq and is a predicted model, not a curated record. NCBI's taxonomy places the organism in Eukaryota, Metazoa, Chordata, Actinopteri, Salmoniformes, Salmonidae. Bases 81 to 467 code for a protein of 128 amino acids. Gene Ontology annotation, cellular component: nucleosome.
CUGCAUUACGUAAAGGCAGAAAGGAAAUUCGCUGUAUAGCAUUGUUAAUUAUUCUAUUGUCACUUAUCAAUCCAAAUACCAUGUCUGGUAGAGGCAAAACUGGAGGAAAGGCCAGAGCGAAGGCAAAGUCCCGUUCAUCCCGCGCUGGCCUUCAGUUCCCCGUAGGACGUGUCCACAGGUUACUGCGCAAAGGCAACUAUGCGGAGCGUGUUGGUGCCGGAGCUCCUGUGUAUUUGGCUGCUGUGCUGGAAUAUCUAACGGCUGAGAUCCUCGAGUUGGCUGGCAACGCUGCAAGGGAUAAUAAGAAGACCAGGAUCAUCCCCCGCCACCUUCAGCUGGCUGUCCGCAACGACGAGGAACUCAACAAGCUUUUAGGUGGUGUCACCAUCGCGCAAGGAGGAGUAUUGCCUAACAUUCAGGCGGUCCUCCUACCCAAGAAGACUGAAAAACCAGCAAAGAGCAAGUAACCAGCUACAGAUCACAACAAAACCUGAGCUCCGUUAAGUGCCAUCCACUUCUGUAUAAAGAGCCUCCUUUUCAAAUUUCAAUUCCAGCGCAUCCCGAUACUGGAUGCUUGCAGACGGACAAUGCUUCAUGUUAUUGGUUUCCACGAUGCGCAGGCACCGUCAUUGGACAAUUCAUAUAAAUGUAUGGACAUUUUCGUAGAACAUAUACCAAAUUUGCCACUGUCUUUUGGGUCUGGGCUAUAAAUGGUGGCGCAUUUGAGGGUGGGGUGAAUAACGCAAUAGCGAUUUCAUUGUAUGUUUUUAUUUAGUAGUACUGUAUCAACACAUUUUGUGCUAAACACAGUGAUGUCAUGAGGUCAGUCAAAUGUCUAUUUGACUGAAAUUGUUUAUUUCAAUAAAUGUUCUGUACUGAUACAGGGCACGCGCACAAACGUCA